GCCAAGUUUUCUGGCGGGGUUCAUGGGUUUGGUACCCGUUUAUAUAAGGCCAUCGCUGCAGCUUCGCCUGGGGGCACACCCGGAGCCGAUAUCAUCGCAGAUGUACUUGGGGUCGCCAUUAGACAUCCCACUGGUAUGGUAGCCUCUGUCAUGGUUGUGAGAGAACCUGAUUACUUGCGGUUCACCAGUGUUGUUGCGCAUAUAUGCAACUUGCAUAAACAGUUGUCUAUUGUGUGA
Messenger RNA from Sphaeroforma arctica JP610, 237 nucleotides. RefSeq lists its product as hypothetical. The record is from RefSeq and is a predicted model, not a curated record. The transcript has a single exon. Lineage: Eukaryota; Ichthyosporea; Ichthyophonida. The annotation marks the transcript as partial.